This is a messenger RNA of Bubalus bubalis (water buffalo), 14339 nucleotides long. RefSeq names its product dynein cytoplasmic 1 heavy chain 1 (gene DYNC1H1). The record is from RefSeq and is a predicted model, not a curated record. Gene Ontology annotation, molecular function: dynein light intermediate chain binding; ATP binding; ATP hydrolysis activity. The transcript is spliced from 78 exons. Lineage: Eukaryota; Metazoa; Chordata; Mammalia; Artiodactyla; Bovidae. Gene Ontology annotation, biological process: microtubule-based movement. Gene Ontology annotation, cellular component: dynein complex. The coding region runs from base 148 to 14085 and encodes 4645 amino acids.
CGGCUCCCGCUCUCUCUCAGUCGGCCGCGGGUAGCGGACGAUCGGCCCGCGUCGCCCGUUUCUCUCGCGCGCCGGCUCGCUAGCUCGCUCUCUCGCCGAGUCGCGGCCGCCUCCUCAGCCCUGCGCGCGGGUCCCGAGCGCGGCGCCAUGUCGGAGCCCGGGGGCGGCGGCGAGGACGGCUCGGCCGGCCUGGAGGUGUCGGCGGUGCAGAACGUGGCCGACGUGUCGGUGCUGCAGAAGCACCUGCGCAAGCUGGUGCCGCUGCUGCUGGAGGACGGCGGCGAGGCCCCGGCAGCGCUCGAGGCGGCGCUGGAGGAGAAGAGCGCCCUGGAGCAGAUGCGCAAGUUCCUCUCGGACCCGCAGGUGCACACGGUCCUGGUGGAGCGCUCCACGCUCAAAGAGGAUGUCGGUGAUGAAGGAGAAGAAGAAAAAGAAUUUAUUUCCUAUAACAUCAACAUAGACAUUCACUACGGAGUUAAGUCCAAUAGCUUGGCGUUCAUUAAACGAACUCCAGUGAUUGAUGCAGACAAGCCAGUGUCUUCCCAGCUCCGCGUCCUCACGCUCAGUGAAGACUCGCCAUAUGAAACCUUGCACUCUUUCAUCAGCAAUGCAGUGGCUCCUUUUUUUAAGUCCUAUAUCAGGGAGUCUGGCAAGGCUGACAGGGACGGUGAUAAAAUGGCUCCUUCGGUUGAGAAAAAGAUUGCCGAGCUUGAGAUGGGGCUCCUGCAUCUGCAGCAGAAUAUUGAAAUCCCAGAGAUCAGCCUGCCCAUUCACCCGGUGAUUACAAACGUCGCCAAGCAGUGUUACGAGCGCGCAGAAAAGCCGAAAGUCACAGACUUUGGAGAUAAGGUUGAAGACCCGACCUUCCUCAAUCAGUUACAAUCUGGAGUUAACCGCUGGAUCCGAGAAAUCCAAAAGGUGACCAAACUUGAUCGAGAUCCAGCCUCAGGAACUGCCUUACAGGAAAUCAGUUUUUGGCUAAACUUGGAACGUGCGUUAUACCGCAUCCAGGAGAAACGAGAGAGCCCGGAAGUUCUCCUGACUCUGGACAUCUUGAAACACGGCAAGCGAUUCCAUGCCACCGUCAGCUUUGACACCGACACAGGUCUGAAACAGGCUUUGGAAACGGUGAACGACUACAAUCCUCUGAUGAAAGACUUUCCUCUGAAUGACCUGCUGUCUGCCACUGAGCUGGACAAAAUACGGCAGGCACUUGUUGCAAUUUUCACCCAUUUGAGAAAAAUCCGAAACACGAAAUAUCCCAUUCAGAGGGCACUGCGCUUGGUGGAGGCGAUUUCGAGAGACUUGAGUUCUCAGUUACUCAAAGUGCUGGGCACUAGAAAGCUGAUGCAUGUUGCCUACGAAGAAUUUGAAAAAGUUAUGGUCGCGUGCUUUGAAGUUUUUCAGACUUGGGAUGAUGAAUAUGAGAAACUCCAGGUAUUGCUGAGAGACAUUGUCAAAAGGAAAAGGGAAGAAAACCUCAAGAUGGUGUGGCGGAUCAACCCUGCUCACAGGAAGCUUCAGGCUCGCCUUGACCAGAUGAGAAAGUUCAGACGCCAGCACGAGCAGCUGAGAGCGGUCAUCGUCAGGGUCCUGAGGCCACAGGUCACAGCAGUUGCACAGCAGAACCAAGGAGAGGUGCCUGAGCCCCAGGACAUGAAAGUGGCUGAGGUUCUCUUCGACGCUGCCGACGCGAAUGCCAUAGAGGAGGUCAACCUGGCUUACGAGAACGUCAAGGAAGUGGACGGGCUGGAUGUCUCCAAGGAGGGCACGGAGGCCUGGGAGGCCGCAAUGAAGAGAUAUGAUGAGAGGAUCGACCGGGUGGAGACCCGGAUCACCGCGCGCCUGCGAGACCAGCUUGGCACCGCCAAGAACGCCAACGAGAUGUUCCGGAUCUUCUCCAGAUUCAAUGCGCUGUUCGUCCGGCCUCACAUUCGCGGGGCCAUCCGCGAGUACCAGACGCAGCUGAUCCAGCGUGUGAAGGACGACAUCGAGUCUCUUCAUGACAAGUUCAAAGUCCAGUACCCGCAGAGCCAGGCGUGUAAGAUGAGCCACGUGCGCGACCUGCCGCCGGUGUCCGGCUCCAUCAUCUGGGCCAAGCAGAUCGACCGGCAGCUGACGGCCUACAUGAAGCGCGUGGAGGACGUGCUGGGCAAGGGCUGGGAGAACCACGUGGAGGGCCAGAAGCUGAAGCAGGACGGGGACAGCUUCCGCAUGAAGCUCAACACGCAGGAGAUCUUCGACGACUGGGCCCGCAAGGUGCAGCAGCGCAACCUGGGCGUGUCGGGCCGCAUCUUCACCAUCGAGAGCUCGCGAGUCCGGGGCCGCGCCGGCAACGUCCUCAAGCUGAAGGUCAACUUCCUCCCCGAGAUCAUCACCCUCUCCAAAGAAGUACGAAACCUCAAGUGGCUCGGCUUCCGCGUCCCGCUGGCAAUCGUGAACAAGGCUCACCAAGCGAACCAGCUAUACCCCUUCGCCAUCUCGCUGAUCGAGAGCGUGCGCACCUACGAGCGCACGUGUGAGAAGGUGGAGGAGCGGAGCACCAUCUCCCUGCUGGUGGCAGGCCUGAAGAAGGAGGUGCAGGCACUGAUCGCCGAGGGCAUCGCCUUGGUGUGGGAGUCCUACAAGCUCGACCCCUAUGUGCAGCGCUUGGCGGAGACAGUCUUCAACUUCCAGGAAAAGGUGGACGAUCUGCUGAUUAUCGAGGAGAAGAUAGACCUGGAAGUCCGCUCCCUGGAGACGUGCAUGUACGACCACAAGACUUUCUCCGAAAUCCUGAACAGAGUGCAGAAGGCCGUGGACGACCUCAACCUGCACUCCUACUCCAACCUGCCCAUCUGGGUCAGCAAGCUGGACAUGGAGAUUGAAAGGAUACUGGGUGUCCGGCUGCAAGCUGGCCUGAGAGCUUGGACGCAGGUGCUCCUUGGACAAGCGGAGGAUAAAGCAGAGGUUGACAUGGAUACAGAUGCCCCUCAAGUUAGUCACAAGCCUGGAGGAGAGCCAAAGAUCAAGAACGUCGUUCACGAGCUGAGGAUCACCAACCAGGUCAUCUAUUUGAACCCGCCCAUCGAGGAGUGCAGGUACAAGCUGUACCAGGAGAUGUUCGCCUGGAAGAUGGUGGUGCUGUCUCUCCCCCGGAUCCAGAGCCAGCGGUACCAGGUGGGUGUCCACUAUGAACUGACGGAAGAGGAGAAGUUCUACCGGAACGCUCUGACGCGGAUGCCGGAUGGCCCCGUGGCCCUGGAGGAGUCCUACUCUGCAGUCAUGGGCAUCGUCACCGAGGUCGAGCAGUACGUCAAGGUCUGGCUUCAGUAUCAGUGCUUGUGGGACAUGCAAGCUGAGAACAUCUAUAACCGACUCGGGGAAGACCUCAGCAAGUGGCAGGCUCUGCUGGUCCAGAUAAGGAAGGCCCGGGGGACCUUCGACAAUGCAGAGACCAAGAAAGAGUUUGGGCCAGUGGUCAUAGAUUACGGCAAGGUCCAGUCGAAGGUGAACCUGAAGUACGACUCCUGGCACAAGGAGGUGCUCAGCAAAUUUGGGCAGAUGCUCGGCUCCAACAUGACGGAGUUCCACUCCCAGAUCUCCAAGUCCCGCCAGGAGCUGGAGCAGCACUCGGUGGACACGGCCAGCACCUCCGACGCAGUGACCUUCAUCACCUACGUGCAGUCCCUGAAACGGAAGAUCAAGCAGUUUGAGAAGCAAGUCGAGCUCUACCGCAAUGGCCAGCGGCUGCUGGAGAAGCAGAGGUUCCAGUUCCCACCGUCCUGGCUCUACAUCGACAACAUCGAGGGGGAGUGGGGGGCCUUCAACGACAUCAUGAGGCGGAAGGACUCCGCCAUCCAGCAGCAGGUGGCCAACCUGCAGAUGAAGAUCGUGCAGGAGGACCGGGCCGUGGAGAGCCGCACCACCGACCUGCUGACCGACUGGGAGAAGACCAAGCCCGUCACGGGCAACCUGCGUCCAGAGGAGGCACUUCAGGCUCUCACCAUAUACGAAGGGAAGUUCGGCAGACUGAAGGAUGACCGCGAGAAGUGCGCGAAGGCCAAAGAGGCCCUGGAGCUGACCGACACAGGGCUUCUCAGCGGCAGCGAAGAGCGCGUCCAGGUGGCCUUAGAAGAGUUACAGGACCUCAAAGGUGUUUGGUCAGAGCUUUCUAAGGUCUGGGAGCAGAUUGACCAGAUGAAGGAGCAGCCGUGGGUUUCCGUGCAGCCUCGAAAGCUUCGACAGAAUCUAGAUGGCCUCCUGAACCAGCUGAAAAACUUCCCUGCCCGAUUGCGGCAGUACGCGUCCUACGAGUUUGUGCAGAGGCUCCUGAAAGGCUACCUGAAGAUUAACAUGCUGGUGAUUGAGCUCAAGUCCGAAGCACUUAAGGACCGCCACUGGAAACAGCUGAUGAAGCGGCUUCACGUGAACUGGGUUGUAUCUGAGCUGACCCUCGGCCAAAUCUGGGACGUGGACUUGCAGAAGAAUGAAGCUGUUGUUAGGGAUGUCCUGCUUGUGGCACAGGGGGAGAUGGCUCUGGAGGAGUUUCUGAAGCAGAUACGGGAAGUGUGGAACACGUACGAACUGGACCUGGUCAGCUACCAGAACAAGUGCCGCCUGAUCCGCGGCUGGGACGACCUCUUCAACAAGGUCAAAGAGCACAUCAACAGCGUGUCCGCCAUGAAGCUCUCUCCGUAUUACAAGGUGUUUGAGGAGGACGCCCUGAGCUGGGAAGACAAGCUGAACCGCAUCAUGGCCCUCUUCGACGUGUGGAUCGACGUGCAGAGGCGCUGGGUCUACCUGGAGGGCAUCUUCACAGGCAGCGCGGACAUCAAGCACCUGCUGCCGGUGGAGACCCAGCGGUUCCAGAGCAUCAGCACGGAGUUCUUGGCUCUAAUGAAGAAAGUAUCCAAGUCUCCCCUGGUGAUGGACGUUCUGAACAUCCAGGGGGUGCAGAGGUCUCUGGAGAGGUUGGCAGACCUGCUGGGAAAGAUCCAGAAGGCCCUGGGAGAGUACCUGGAGAGAGAGCGCUCGUCUUUCCCCAGAUUCUAUUUCGUGGGUGAUGAAGAUUUGCUUGAAAUCAUUGGAAACAGUAAGAAUGUAGCUAAGUUACAGAAACACUUCAAGAAAAUGUUCGCUGGGGUCUCGAGCAUCAUCCUCAAUGAAGACAACUCCGUCGUCCUGGGCAUCUCGUCCCGUGAAGGAGAGGAGGUUAUGUUUAAAACUCCUGUGUCAAUCACCGAACAUCCCAAAAUCAACGAGUGGCUCACACUGGUGGAGAAGGAGAUGCGGGUCACGCUGGCCAAACUCCUUGCUGAGUCCGUUACCGAAGUCGAGAUCUUUGGUAAAGCAACAUCAAUUGACCCAAACACCUACAUCACCUGGAUUGACAAAUACCAGGCCCAGCUGGUGGUCCUGUCAGCCCAGAUCGCCUGGUCUGAGAAUGUGGAGACGGCGCUGAGCAGCAUGGGCGGGAGCGGCGACGCGGCCCCCCUGCACUCCGUGCUGAGCAACGUGGAGGUCACCCUCAACGUGCUGGCCGACUCGGUCCUCAUGGAGCAGCCCCCGCUCCGCAGGCGCAAGCUGGAGCACUUGAUCACAGAGCUGGUUCACCAGAGAGACGUCACCAGGUCCCUGAUCAAGAGCAAGGUCGACAACGCCAAGUCUUUCGAGUGGCUCAGCCAGAUGCGGUUCUACUUUGACCCGAAGCAGACCGACGUGUUGCAGCAGCUGUCGAUUCAGAUGGCGAAUGCCAAGUUUAACUAUGGCUUCGAAUACCUGGGUGUUCAGGACAAGCUGGUCCAGACACCCCUCACCGACCGCUGCUAUUUGACAAUGACACAGGCCUUGGAAGCCAGGCUCGGGGGGUCCCCAUUCGGGCCUGCGGGGACGGGGAAGACCGAGUCAGUCAAGGCCCUCGGCCACCAGCUGGGCCGCUUUGUUUUAGUUUUCAACUGUGACGAGACCUUUGAUUUCCAGGCGAUGGGCCGCAUCUUCGUGGGGCUCUGCCAGGUGGGGGCCUGGGGCUGCUUUGACGAGUUCAACCGCCUGGAGGAGCGGAUGCUGUCGGCCGUGUCGCAGCAGGUGCAGUGCAUCCAGGAGGCGCUGCGCGAGCACUCCAACCCCAACUCGGAGAAGACCUCUGCCCCCAUUACCUGUGAGCUGCUGAACAAACAAGUGAAGGUGAGCCCAGACAUGGCCAUCUUCAUCACCAUGAACCCUGGCUACGCGGGCCGGUCGAACCUCCCAGACAACCUGAAGAAGCUGUUCCGGAGCUUGGCCAUGACCAAGCCCGACCGUCAGCUCAUCGCCCAGGUCAUGCUGUACUCUCAGGGCUUCCGCACGGCCGAGGUCCUCGCCAACAAGAUCGUCCCUUUUUUCAAACUGUGUGACGAGCAGCUCUCUUCCCAAAGCCACUAUGACUUUGGUCUCCGAGCCUUGAAGAGCGUGCUGGUGAGCGCGGGGAACGUGAAACGGGAGCGGAUCCAGAAGAUCAAGAGGGAGAAGGAGGAGCGCGGGGAAGCAGUCGAUGAAGGAGAGAUCGCGGAAAACCUGCCUGAGCAGGAGAUCCUGAUCCAGAGCGUCUGUGAGACGAUGGUGCCAAAGCUGGUGGCCGAAGACAUCCCGCUGCUCUUCAGCCUCCUGUCGGACGUGUUUCCCGGCGUCCAGUACCACCGGGGCGAGAUGACGGCGCUGCGGGAGGAGCUCAAGAAAGUGUGUCAGGAGAUGUACCUGACCUACGGGGACGGAGAGGAGGUCGGCGGGAUGUGGGUCGAGAAGGUUCUCCAGCUCUAUCAGAUCACCCAGAUCAACCACGGCCUGAUGAUGGUGGGGCCCUCGGGCAGUGGGAAGAGCAUGGCCUGGCGCGUCCUUCUGAAGGCUCUGGAGAGGCUCGAGGGCGUGGAGGGCGUGGCCCACAUCAUCGACCCCAAAGCCAUCAGCAAAGACCACCUGUACGGAACCCUGGACCCCAACACCCGGGAGUGGACAGACGGGCUCUUCACACACGUUCUGAGAAAGAUCAUAGACAACGUGAGAGGCGAGCUGCAGAAGCGCCAGUGGAUCGUCUUCGAUGGCGAUGUGGACCCUGAGUGGGUGGAGAACUUGAACUCGGUGCUGGACGACAACAAGCUGCUGACGCUGCCCAAUGGGGAGCGCCUCAGCCUCCCGCCGAACGUGCGGAUAAUGUUUGAGGUGCAGGACUUGAAGUACGCCACACUGGCCACCGUGUCACGCUGCGGCAUGGUCUGGUUCAGCGAGGAUGUGCUGAGCACGGACAUGAUCUUCAACAACUUCCUGGCCAGGCUGCGCAGCAUCCCGCUGGACGAGGGGGAGGACGAAGCCCAGCGCCGGCGCAAGGGCAAGGAAGACGAGGGCGAGGAGGCCGCCUCCCCGAUGCUGCAGAUCCAGAGGGACGCGGCGACGAUCAUGCAGCCGUACUUCACAAGCAGUGGGCUGGUCACCAAGGCGCUGGAGCACGCCCUCACGCUGGAGCACAUCAUGGACCUGACGCGCCUGCGCUGCCUGGGUGCGCUCUUCUCCAUGCUGCACCAGGCCUGCCGCAACGUGGCGCAGUACAACGCCAACCACCCCGACUUCCCCAUGCAGAGUGAGCAGCUGGAGCGCUACAUCCAGCGGUACCUGGUCUACGCCAUCCUCUGGUCCUUGUCUGGAGACAGCAGGCUGAAGAUGAGGGCAGAGCUGGGCGAGUACAUCAGGAGGAUCACCACGGUGCCGCUGCCCGCCGCGCCCAACAUCCCCAUCAUCGACUACGAGGUGUCCAUCAGUGGAGAGUGGUCACCGUGGCAGGCCAAGGUGCCACAGAUUGAGGUGGAGACGCACAAGGUGGCCGCCCCGGACGUGGUGGUGCCCACUCUGGACACUGUCCGCCACGAGGCCCUCUUGUAUACCUGGCUGGCCGAGCACAAGCCGCUGGUCCUGUGUGGGCCCCCCGGGUCCGGCAAGACCAUGACGCUCUUCAGCGCCCUGCGGGCCCUGCCCGACAUGGAGGUUGUGGGUCUUAACUUCUCGAGUGCAACCACCCCGGAGCUCCUGCUGAAGACCUUUGACCACUACUGCGAGUACAGACGCACCCCGAACGGGGUCGUUCUGGCCCCCGUGCAGCUCGGAAAGUGGCUGGUAUUGUUCUGUGACGAGAUCAACCUGCCAGACAUGGAUAAAUACGGGACGCAGAGGGUCAUAUCCUUCAUCAGACAGAUGGUGGAGCAUGGGGGCUUUUACCGAACCUCCGAUCAAACCUGGGUGAAGCUGGAGAGGAUCCAGUUUGUGGGGGCUUGUAACCCGCCCACCGACCCUGGGAGAAAGCCCCUCUCUCACAGGUUCCUGCGCCACGUUCCAGUGGUGUACGUGGAUUACCCGGGCCCCGCCUCGCUGACGCAGAUCUACGGGACCUUCAACCGGGCCAUGCUGCGGCUCAUCCCGUCGCUGCGCACGUACGCGGAGCCGCUCACCGCGGCGAUGGUGGAGUUCUACACCAUGUCCCAGGAGCGGUUCACUCAGGACACACAGCCCCACUACAUCUACUCACCCCGAGAGAUGACCCGCUGGGUGCGGGGGAUCUUCGAGGCCCUGAGGCCCCUGGAGACGCUGCCUGUGGAAGGGCUCAUCCGCAUCUGGGCGCACGAAGCCCUCCGUCUCUUCCAGGACAGACUCGUCGAGGACGAGGAGAGGCGCUGGACCGACGAGAACAUCGAUAUGGUUGCUCUGAAGCACUUUCCCAACAUCGACAAGGAGAAAGCCAUGAGCCGGCCCAUCCUGUACAGCAAUUGGCUGUCAAAGGACUACAUCCCAGUAGACCAAGAGGAGUUAAGAGAUUAUGUCAAAGCCAGGCUGAAAGUCUUCUACGAGGAAGAGCUGGAUGUGCCUCUGGUCCUGUUCAAUGAGGUCUUGGACCACGUGCUCAGGAUUGACCGAAUAUUCCGUCAGCCUCAGGGCCACUUGCUUCUGAUUGGUGUCAGUGGAGCGGGCAAAACCACCCUGUCGCGCUUCGUGGCCUGGAUGAACGGGCUGAGCGUGUACCAGAUUAAGGUCCACAGGAAAUACACGGGUGAGGACUUCGAUGAAGACCUCCGCACGGUGCUGCGGCGUUCCGGCUGUAAAAACGAGAAGAUUGCGUUCAUAAUGGACGAGUCCAACGUGCUGGACUCCGGGUUCCUGGAGCGGAUGAACACCCUGCUGGCCAACGGCGAGGUGCCCGGCCUCUUCGAGGGAGAUGAGUACGCCACCCUGAUGACCCAGUGUAAGGAGGGGGCCCAGAAGGAGGGCCUGAUGCUGGACUCGCACGAGGAGCUGUACAAGUGGUUCACCAGCCAGGUCAUCCGCAACCUGCAUGUCGUCUUCACCAUGAACCCGUCCUCUGAGGGCCUCAAGGACCGUGCGGCAACCUCCCCUGCGCUGUUCAACAGGUGUGUGUUGAACUGGUUUGGGGACUGGUCCACGGAAGCUCUGUAUCAGGUUGGCAAAGAAUUCACCAGUAAGAUGGACCUGGAGAAGCCGAACUACAUCGUGCCUGAUUACAUGCCGGUCGUGUACGACAAGCUGCCACAGCCGCCCUCUCACCGCGAGGCCAUCGUGAACAGCUGUGUGUUUGUUCAUCAGACUCUUCACCAGGCUAAUGCACGGCUGGCAAAGCGAGGAGGCCGCACCAUGGCCAUCACGCCUCGCCACUACCUGGACUUCAUCAACCACUACGCCAACCUGUUCCACGAGAAGCGGAGCGAGCUGGAGGAGCAGCAGAUGCACCUGAAUGUGGGGCUCAGGAAGAUCAAGGAGACAGUCGACCAGGUGGAAGAGCUGCGUCGGGACCUCAGGAUAAAGAGCCAGGAGCUGGAGGUGAAGAACGCAGCGGCCAACGACAAGCUGAAGAAGAUGGUGAAGGACCAGCAGGAGGCUGAGAAGAAAAAGGUCAUGAGCCAAGAAAUUCAGGAGCAGCUGCACAAGCAGCAGGAGGUCAUCGCAGACAAGCAGAUGAGCGUGAAGGAAGACCUGGAUAAGGUGGAGCCAGCUGUCAUCGAGGCCCAGAAUGCCGUGAAGUCCAUCAAGAAGCAGCACCUGGUGGAGGUGCGGUCCAUGGCCAACCCUCCUGCCGCUGUGAAGCUGGCGCUCGAGUCCAUCUGCCUGCUGCUGGGGGAGAGCACGACGGACUGGAAGCAGAUCCGCUCCAUCAUCAUGAGAGAGAACUUCAUCCCCACCAUCGUCAACUUCUCCGCCGAGGAGAUCAGUGAUGCCAUAAGGGAGAAGAUGAAGAAGAACUACAUGUCCAACCCCAGCUACAACUACGAAAUCGUCAACCGGGCCUCCCUGGCCUGCGGGCCUAUGGUGAAAUGGGCCAUCGCGCAGCUUAACUACGCCGACAUGUUGAAGCGCGUGGAGCCGCUGCGCAACGAGCUGCAGAAGCUGGAGGACGACGCCAAGGACAACCAGCAGAAGGCCAACGAGGUGGAGCAGAUGAUCCGCGACCUGGAGGCCAGCAUCGCCCGCUACAAGGAGGAGUACGCGGUGCUCAUCUCCGAGGCCCAGGCCAUCAAGGCGGACCUGGCAGCCGUAGAAGCCAAGGUGAACCGGAGCACAGCUCUUCUGAAGAGCUUGUCUGCCGAACGGGAACGCUGGGAGAAGACAAGUGAAACAUUCAAGAACCAGAUGUCCACCAUCGCCGGGGACUGUCUCCUAUCGGCCGCCUUUAUCGCUUACGCAGGUUACUUUGAUCAGCAGAUGCGCCAGAACUUGUUUACCACCUGGUCCCAUCACCUCCAGCAAGCCAACAUCCAGUUCCGCACAGAUAUCGCGAGGACGGAGUACCUGUCCAACGCCGACGAGCGUCUCCGCUGGCAGGCCAGCUCCCUCCCUGCAGACGACCUGUGCACAGAAAAUGCCAUCAUGCUGAAGAGGUUCAACAGGUACCCGCUGAUCAUUGACCCCUCGGGGCAGGCCACAGAGUUCAUCAUGAACGAGUACAAGGACCGGAAGAUCACACGGACCAGCUUCCUGGACGAUGCCUUCAGGAAGAACCUGGAGAGCGCGCUGAGGUUCGGCAACCCCCUUCUGGUCCAGGAUGUGGAGAGCUACGACCCCGUGCUGAACCCAGUUCUGAACCGUGAAGUCCGGCGGACAGGGGGCAGAGUGCUGAUCACACUCGGCGACCAGGACAUAGACUUGUCGCCGUCCUUUGUCAUCUUCCUAUCCACUCGCGAUCCCACCGUCGAGUUCCCCCCUGAUCUCUGCUCCCGGGUGACCUUCGUCAACUUCACCGUCACCCGUAGCAGUCUGCAGAGCCAGUGUCUCAACGAAGUUCUCAAAGCAGAAAGACCCGACGUGGACGAGAAACGGUCCGACCUUCUGAAACUCCAAGGGGAGUUUCAGCUGCGCCUGCGUCAGCUGGAGAAGUCUCUGUUGCAAGCUCUGAACGAGGUCAAGGGCCGCAUCCUGGACGACGACACGAUCAUCACGACGCUGGAGAACCUCAAGAGGGAGGCCGCCGAGGUGACGAGGAAGGUGGAGGAGACGGACAUCGUGAUGCAGGAGGUGGAGACCGUGUCCCAGCAGUACCUGCCGCUGUCCACCGCCUGCAGCAGCAUCUACUUCACCAUGGAGUCGCUCAAGCAGAUCCACUUCCUAUACCAGUACUCGCUGCAGUUCUUCCUGGACAUCUACCACAAUGUCCUGUACGAGAACCCCAACCUGAAGGGCGUCACCGACCACACCCAGCGCCUGUCCAUCAUCACCAAGGAUCUCUUCCAGGUGGCGUUCAACCGCGUGGCCCGAGGCAUGCUGCACCAGGACCACAUCACCUUCGCCAUGCUGCUGGCCAGGAUCAAGCUCAAGGGCACCGUCGGGGAGCCCACCUACGACGCGGAAUUCCAGCACUUCCUGAGGGGGAAGGAGAUCGUGCUGAGCGCGGGCUCGACACCCAAGAUCCAAGGCCUGACCGGGGAGCAGGCCGAGGCCGUGGUGAGGCUGAGCUGCCUGCCCGCCUUCAAGGAUCUGAUCUCCAAGGUCCAGGCGGAUGAGCAAUUCGGCAUCUGGCUGGACAGCAGCUCCCCCGAGCAGACCGUGCCAUACCUCUGGAGCGAGGAGAACCCUGCAACUCCCAUCGGGCAGGCCAUCCACCGCCUGCUCCUGAUCCAGGCCUUCCGCCCCGACCGCAUGCUGGCCAUGGCGCACAUGUUUGUGUCCACCAACCUCGGGGAGUCCUUCAUGUCCAUCAUGGAGCAGCCACUCGACCUGACCCACAUCGUGGACACAGAGGUCAAGCCGAACACGCCUGUCCUGAUGUGCUCUGUGCCCGGGUAUGACGCCAGCGGGCAUGUGGAGGACCUUGCCGCCGAGCAGAACACGCAGAUCACGUCCAUCGCUAUCGGCUCCACAGAAGGCUUUAACCAGGCAGACAAGGCAAUAAACACAGCUGUGAAGUCGGGCAGGUGGGUGAUGCUGAAGAACGUCCACCUGGCCCCGGGCUGGCUGAUGCAGCUGGAGAAGAAGCUGCACUCGCUGCAGCCGCAUGCCUGCUUCAGGCUCUUCCUCACCAUGGAGAUCAACCCCAAGGUGCCCGUGAACCUGCUCCGAGCGGGCCGCAUCUUUGUGUUCGAGCCGCCCCCGGGCGUGAAGGCCAACAUGCUGAGGACCUUCAGCAGCAUCCCCGUGUCUCGGAUAUGCAAGUCUCCCAACGAGCGUGCUCGCUUGUACUUCCUGCUGGCCUGGUUCCACGCCGUCAUCCAGGAGCGCUUACGAUACGCACCCCUGGGCUGGUCGAAGAAGUAUGAGUUCGGGGAGUCUGACCUGCGCUCGGCCUGCGACACGGUGGACACGUGGCUGGACGACACAGCCAAGGGGAGACAGAACAUCUCGCCAGACAAGAUUCCCUGGUCCGCGCUCAAGACCCUGAUGGCCCAGUCCAUCUAUGGCGGCCGGGUGGACAACGAGUUCGACCAGCGUCUGCUCAACACCUUCCUGGAGCGCCUGUUCACCACCCGGAGUUUCGACAGUGAGUUCAAGCUGGCCUGCAAGGUUGACGGGCACAAGGACAUCCAGAUGCCAGACGGCAUCAGGCGAGAGGAGUUCGUGCAGUGGGUGGAGCUGCUGCCUGACACGCAGACGCCCUCCUGGCUGGGCCUGCCCAACAACGCCGAGAAGGUUCUCCUCACCACGCAGGGUGUGGACAUGAUCAGCAAGAUGCUGAAGAUGCAGAUGCUGGAGGACGAGGACGACCUGGCCUACGCGGAGACGGAGAAGAAGGCGCGGCCUGACUCCUCGUCCGACGGGCGCCCCGCCUGGAUGCGGACGCUGCACACCACCGCCUCCAACUGGCUGCACCUCAUCCCGCAGACACUCAGCCACCUCAAGCGCACGGUGGAGAACAUCAAGGAUCCUCUGUUCCGAUUCUUCGAGAGAGAAGUGAAAAUGGGUGCCAAGUUGCUCCAGGACGUGCGCCAGGACCUUGCUGACGUGGUGCAGGUGUGCGAGGGCAGGAAGAAGCAGACCAACUACCUCCGCACGCUCAUCAACGAGCUGGUGAAAGGGAUCCUGCCCCGGAGCUGGUCGCACUACACGGUGCCCGCCGGCAUGACCGUCAUCCAGUGGGUCUCGGACUUCAGCGAGCGGGUCAAGCAGCUGCAGAGCAUCUCUCAGGCGGCCGCCUCCGGGGGCGCCAAGGAGCUGAAGAACAUCCACGUGUGCCUGGGCGGCCUGUUCGUGCCCGAGGCCUACAUCACCGCCACCCGGCAGUACGUGGCCCAGGCCAACAGCUGGUCCCUGGAGGAGCUCUGCCUGGAGGUGAACGUCACCACCUCCCAGAGUGCCACGCUGGACGCCUGCAGCUUCGGGGUCACCGGCCUGAAGCUCCAAGGGGCCACGUGCGGCAACAACAAGCUGUCGCUCUCCAGCGCCAUCUCCACCGUCCUCCCCCUGACGCAGCUGCGCUGGGUCAAGCAGACAAACGCAGAGAGGAAGGCGAACGUGGUGACCCUGCCUGUCUACCUGAACUUCACCCGCGCCGACCUCAUCUUCACGGUCGACUUCGAAAUCGCCACCAAGGAGGACCCGCGCAGCUUCUACGAGCGCGGCGUGGCCGUCCUCUGCACCGAGUGAGGCUGCCUUUUCUAGUCCCCUUUGUGUAACAGUAAUUAAUAUUUAACGUUUAUUCAUUAUGAAAGCCUAUGGAAGGUUCACUGUUUAAAGUAUAUGGACUUGUCAAGGGAACGUCGCUGGUGCGAGGCUGGAAGCUGCAGGAUGUGGAAAGAAGCCGGACGGUUGGGAGGUGGAGCUGGGAGGGACCCAGGGCUGCGGUGCUGAGGGCCGAGGCGGGGCUUGUUUUAUGAAAUAAAACACUAAGCAUGACUCGG